This is a messenger RNA of Fulvia fulva, 609 nucleotides long. Its product is annotated as Efflux pump FUB11. NCBI's taxonomy places the organism in Eukaryota, Fungi, Ascomycota, Dothideomycetes, Mycosphaerellales, Mycosphaerellaceae. The coding region runs from base 1 to 609 and encodes 202 amino acids. The transcript has a single exon. The record is from RefSeq and is a predicted model, not a curated record. Gene Ontology annotation, molecular function: transmembrane transporter activity. Gene Ontology annotation, biological process: transmembrane transport.
AUGCCUGGCAUCUUCGACGCCUAUGACCCCCCACUAGGUCCUUUUGAAAAGAUUAUACCCUGGAUUGCAAUUCUCGCUGGCCUGUUGUUUAGCAUCUUCACUCGUUCGUGGGACUAUUGGAGGCUUCGACAACACAAAGCAGCAGACAUCACGCCGGAAGAUAAGCUCGCAAGCUUUGCCUUUGCCGCUCCGAGUUUGGCGAUUGGACUCUGGUGGUUCGCGUGGACAGUGCCAGAUCACGAGGAUACGCAGGCUGCUGUAUCGUGGGUGGUGCCUGCCAUGAGCCUUGUGUUCAUCGGCUGGGCAUUGAACGAGUUCGACAUGGUCCUCGCAGGCUACUUGACCGAUACGUACAACGCGUAUUCUUCGAGCGCGUUCGGAGCCAUGAAUCUGGUCCGCUGUGUCCUAAGCUCGGUAUUUCCUCUCGUGGCUCCGAAGCCUUAUGGAAGCUUGGGAACUCACUUGGCGGGAACAGUCCUGGCUGCCGCAGCGACAGCCUUCUGUCUGGUACCGCCGAUCUUCCUAAGAUAUGGCGCUGCGAUCAGAGGGAAGAGCAAAGUCGCGGUCGUGAGUGCAGUACUAAAUAACGAGGAUCAGACGAUGUCAUGA